GGAGACGUCAGCAGUCCCCGCCUUAUAUCAUAAGAAUCAAUCGUUUUUCUUUAUGUUUGCUCCCUUAAAUCAGAAUUAAUGAUCGGAGGCGUUAUCUGACGGCCAGAGGACACGCAGCAGUCGGGGGCACCACACAUCUGCAGAACUCGGACUGGAAUAGAAACUCUCAUCAGUGCAUGAGAGUAAUGUAAUAGUUAUCCUGAUAAUUUCACUGGAAACAGUCCCAGAGGUUUGAAGAAUGCGUCACACCUCAGCCUGGGUUGGCUGGGCGCUGUGUUUGUGCACAUAUGUGGCGGCAAGCGUUCAGGACCACCAAGAGGUGGACGAGAUGAUCCUGGAUCUGAUCCGCGAGGACGGGACUCAACCUGAACCCGGAGCGGCGCCCGCUGCUGAGUUCCUCAAGUGCAACAAGGCAGCGUGGCGCAUGCAUGGGCAGUACCUGGUCGUGCUGCGUCAUGGCACGCAUGGCUCUCACGUGCAAAGGACCAUCAGGAGACUGAGAGUCAAAGCUGCCCGGACAGGUCACCUGCUGGAGAUCCUGCACACAUACUCUGCAGCUCUGCACGGCUUCCUGGUGAAGAUGAACAGUGACGUCCUUCACCUGGCGUUGAAGCUCCCUCAGGUUCACUACAUAGAGGAGGACUCAUCCAUCUUUGCUCAGAGCGCCCCCUGGAACCUGCAGAGGUUAAUGCAGCCUCACGGCGGCUCCUCUGAAAACGCAUCAUACAGGCCACCCAACAAUGGGGGGAUGGCGGAGGUCUUCCUGUUGGACGGCAGUGUUCAGAGUUCUCACAGGGAGAUUGAGGGACGGGUGUUCAUCACAGACUUCAACAAUGUCCCUGAGGAGGAUGGAGUCAGAGUUCAUAGACAGGCCAGUCAGUGUGACAGUCACGGCACGCACAUUGCAGGGGUUGUGUCUGGGUCGGACUCUGGUGUUGCUCGAGGGGCCGGUGUUAAACUGGUCCAUGUGCUAAACUGUCAAGGGAAAGGGGCCGUGUCUGGAGCUCUGGCAGGUAUAGAGUAUAUCCAAGCAACUCUACAGGCCCGCCCAAUGGAUGCUGUGGUUGUGUUGCUGCCUUUCAUUGGUGGUUUCAGCCGUUCAUUAAACGCAGCCUGUCGGGAAAUGGUGGCUAAAGGAGCUGUGGUCAUAGCCGCUGCAGGGAACUACAGAGAUGAUGCCUGUCUCUACUCACCUGCUUCAGAGCCUGAGGUCAUCACAGUAGGGGCAGUAAACUCAGUGGACCAGCUCAUGUCACAGGGAGCGGGUGGCACCAGCUUCGGCCGCUGCGUCGAUCUGUUUGCACCCGGCGACGACAUCGUCAGUGCCAGUAGUGACUGCAGUACCUGUUUUACAUCCCAGAGUGGAACCUCCCAGGCUGCUGCACAUGCUGCUGGUAUAGCAGCUGUGAUCCUGUCGUCCAAUCAGAAGGUGUCGCCAGUGCAAGUCCUGCAGAUGAUGAUGCAUUAUUCUAUCAGCAACACAAUCAACUUCCUCUCUCUGUCUGACACACAUCGUCUCAAUACUCCAAAUCUGGUAGCAGCUAUUCCUCCUGCCAACAGUGCAAAUGAGGAGCUUCUGUGUCGGUCAGUGUGGUCAGAGAGGUCAGAGGUCACGAGCACUGACAAGGCUAUCAGUCGCUGUCGUCUGGGGGAGGAAAUGAUGAGCUGCAGAAGCUACAACCCUGAUGGUGUCCAUGUUGGAGAAACCAUCUCUGAGAGCAGCGGGCAGAUGGAGUGUGUUGCCUUUAACGCUCUGGGGGGUGAAGGUGUGUAUGCUGUGGCGCGUUGCUGUGUGAUCGGCGGCCUGCGGUGUCAGGUCCAUGUCAGCUCUGAACCCGGACGAGAUGCUGAGUGUGUUGGGGUGCAGCACCAUCUCACCGGCUGCACAUCAGGGUCCGCUGCUGAGAUCUCGCCUGACUCUCGUCCACAUCACAGUGAUCGGAGGCGUUGUGUUGUGAGCGACGGGGCGACAUCUCAUGCUGUUUGCUGCCAGGCUCCAUCUCUGGAGUGCCACCUGUUGGAAAAGACAUCAGCUGAUACAGAUCAGGUGGAGGUGUCCUGUCCCUCCGGGUGGACUCUGACCGACUGUAGCGCCGUCUCUCCAGGCUCUGUCGUCUUAACACCAGGUGCCAAGGGCAACAGUUGCAGUGUCCGCAGUGUAUCAGGAGCUGACGGGGCCGCUGGCGUCGCUGUCUGCUGCCGCGUCAGACCACCAGAGCAGAGCCAGGCUGCACCUCCUCCUGGAUCCGGCCUCACUCCACUUUGAGGUCCAUCAGCUUUUAUAUUUCUGUAAUGUUGACUGAAAGAAACACACACUCCACUUGCUUUGUCUUCUGUGUGGUGCAGGGAAUAAUUCCCAUGGGGAUCUCAUUUUAAACAAAAAGUCAAUUCCAGGAAACACUUAUCACUUGUGCAUUGAUUUACUUAAAAAUAGUUGAAAGUUCAGAAAUGAUUUAAGACUGAAAACCAGAGAGGAUGAUACUGUAAGUGUUUGCAGGCAUUGACUUCUAAUCUAAUCUCUAGUCGUCUCUAUUGAUAUCAUCUAUAUACAUCUUUGAUCAGUUGUCCGACGUUUGUCCUUUUCUCAGUUUUGGAAAUAGGUAAAACACGCUCUAGCACAUAUUGUUCUAUACUUUAGAACCAUCUUGUAUACAGUUUGUAAAAUACAACCAAAAAUAUAAUAUGUCUUAACACAAAAAAACCUGUGGUCAAUUCAAGCAAUAAAUUCCCCCUCGGUUACUACUGUAUACUGAUAUUGAUAACUGAUUGAGCCCCCCCUGGUAGGGCCUACAUGCACCAAGAUGAAUUGCAUGUGGGGUUCUGAGGCACAGGGUCUUCACGGGCCACAUCCUCGGCUUACGUUGCUGUUGACUCAGCCCUGUCUGCGCUGCACUUUUUGGCCAUUCACUCUGGCUUGAAUAAACAUGGCUGAAUAUCCAGGAUUUAUUCAUCUAGACUAGAGCACAUUAACUGGGUUCCCAUAGCUUCUUUGCACAAAACAAUGUCACCGUCACUUCAAAUGACUAUUUGGAUCAGGAAGAGCAUUACAUUUACUCAGCUUUUCCGAUCAAUAAAGCAUGCACUGAGGAGUUUAUAUCUUCAGUCGACUGUAUGUACCAUCAACACUGAUUGGUCUUCCACUGAAGGUGUCAAAUUUUCCCUUUCAGACUUUGGACAGUUACAUGGACUGUGUAAAUGAACUGAAUAAAAGGUAAUACAUCUUCUUUUACCAGAGGAUGAUCAAGUGUAAACACUUUUUACAUCAGACAUUAACAAUUGCCAUCUUAUAUUAAGAGUCCCAGUAAGACAUGACAGUGUGACAGGAAAAGCUGUCUCAUAUUACACUCAUAUUAAAAGACAGUUGACACACGGACGCUCAGCAGUUUAGUCAAAUCACAGCUGAAAUAUCCAUCAGUGCAGCAAACAUGUCACACACGUGAUAGUGUUUACAGUUCUGAGUGUAGGUGAAGAACCAGGCAGCAGCAGCAGGACUGUGGGUAAUAAUCCGCCCCCAUCAGCAGCUUUAAUAAUGAUAUCCAGAUAUCUUCUGCUUUCUCUCUCUGUGUUCCCACAAACAAGUUGUCUUCACCGUAUGCUUGAAUAAAACACAUUUGUCUGUCCUGGGCAUUGAACUGCAUUUAUGUGAAGUCAAUAAAAUAAUAAAGUGAAAAACAUAAUGCCAUUUAAACCAAGCACACUCAUAGGACUUUGAUUUAAACAUGUCAGCAUGGAGAGCACCACAGGGCACUGCACAGCGUGAGUGCAUUGAGGUCUGAUUGGCACAGGAAACGUGGUUUAAUCUUUGCGAGAGUGAUACAAUGCUUCAUGACUUUCGUAUCAGAUUAUUCUCUGACACCACGAGGCUGGGGUUAUUCUUAAAGUGGAGUUCAUCAUUAUCAGCCCAAUAUGACUUUUUCACAGCAGCUUAUUUGAGUUAUGAUUAAGGAAAAAGCACAGGUGUACGAAUGACCGUAGUACUGAUGGCACUGCUCUAUUAAUAACAGACAAGAUUGUGCAACAUGUUAACACUAAGUGGUUAUAAAAAAAUUCAGCAGUAAUUCAUUUAAUCUGUGAUUUUCCUACUGUGACGUCAAGUCUUCAAUAAAAAAGGUCUAUUCAUGUCUGCAGGAUCAAACCAGAUGAGUUGUCGAGUGAAUGCUACAGAAAUCAACAUAAAGUAACAAAAUAACAAACCCUCAAAACCAAGGAGCACCAACAUUUUGUAAUGUGACA
Molecule: messenger RNA, 4233 nt
Organism: Eleginops maclovinus (Patagonian blennie)
Lineage: Eukaryota; Metazoa; Chordata; Actinopteri; Perciformes; Eleginopidae
Gene: pcsk9
Product: proprotein convertase subtilisin/kexin type 9
Exons: 12
Coding region: 239-2266 (675 amino acids)
Biological process (GO): proteolysis
Molecular function (GO): serine-type endopeptidase activity
Source: RefSeq, a predicted model, not a curated record